CAGUUCUUGUGCGCAGGCAAAAAUCCUCUGAUCCUCCUUCAGUCGAAAGCCAUUUUCUUUUUGACAAAGCCAAAGACCCUACUGUCUUAGGAAGCCCGACUGCUAUACCCUUACAAUGUCCAACCGGAAGAUUCUCGUCGUGUUCGGUGCCACUGGCAUCCAAGGCGGUUCAGUUGUCCAAGCUAUCUUGCGCGAUCCUGUGGCCUCUAAAGAGUUCAAGGUCCGAGCCAUUACUAGAGAUCCUUCCAAGCCGGCUGCUGCAAGUCUGGCUCAAGAGGGUGCAAAAGUCAUCAAGGCCGAUCUUGGAGAUAAGGAUUCGCUCCGCCUCGCAUUGCAGGAUGCGUAUGCCGUCUUUGUUAUCACGAAUUUCUGGGAGAUUCUCGAUCCUGAGGCCGAGACAAAGCAGGGAAUGACCAUUGCGGAUGUUGCGAAGGAAUUGGAUGUCAAGCACUUUAUCUGGAGCAGCCUACCAUAUGUCUCCCAAAUCACCAACAACAAACUCACCGGAGUGGUCCACUUUGACAGCAAAGCCCGAGUUGACGACUAUAUCCGCGAACUUGCGAUUCCGCAUACCAUCAUCACUGUUGGCACGUAUACUUCGUUCGUCUUGGAGAUGCUGACACCUCUCCCGACAACGCCUCCCUCCUACGGAUUGUUCUUCCCUGAACCAGGGAGUGUUUACACAAGGGUGCCGAUUAUUGAUCCAACCGCGGAAUUGGGAAAGUUUGUCAAGGGUAUUCUUUUGAAUCCUCAAAGAUCACUCGGUCGAAGCUUUAAUAUCGCAGAGAGAAGCUAUUCACUUGUGGAGAUCAUUGCUGUUGCAAAAGGCCUGGGUGUGGACAUAGUUUACCAGACAGUUGAUAAAGCGUCCUUCAAGGCGGGCAUUGCUUCGAAGGGAUUGCCUGAGGUUGUUCAGGAAGACCUCUUGCAGCUCGUGCAGUAUACACAGGAGUACGGUUAUUUCGGUGGAUCCGGGUUUGAGGAGGGCCAUGAGCUUCUGCUCGAUCCCUUGACGACUCUGGAAGAAUCGUUCAAGAACAGUUCACUCUUCUCGUCACUAAAAAAUAAUUAGUGACCUUUCUUCAACGGAUUGGCAUGCUAGCAUGCUCAAUGGUACACUGUAAAUUUCCAGAUAUUGUGUUGGUUCUACUGGCUUUUUGAUCCAGGUGUGACGGAAAUACGCAUCAUCAGUUGCAGGGCUAUGUAUCUGUCUAUAGGCG
Molecule: messenger RNA, 1220 nt
Organism: Aspergillus ibericus CBS 121593
Lineage: Eukaryota; Fungi; Ascomycota; Eurotiomycetes; Eurotiales; Aspergillaceae
Product: NmrA/HSCARG family protein
Exons: 5
Coding region: 116-1072 (318 amino acids)
Source: RefSeq, a predicted model, not a curated record